This is a messenger RNA of Cyprinodon variegatus (sheepshead minnow), 2704 nucleotides long. RefSeq names its product dual specificity phosphatase 6 (gene dusp6). The record is from RefSeq and is a predicted model, not a curated record. Bases 418 to 1572 code for a protein of 384 amino acids. Lineage: Eukaryota; Metazoa; Chordata; Actinopteri; Cyprinodontiformes; Cyprinodontidae. Gene Ontology annotation, cellular component: cytoplasm; cytosol. Gene Ontology annotation, biological process: positive regulation of apoptotic process; protein dephosphorylation; regulation of heart growth. Gene Ontology annotation, molecular function: protein tyrosine/threonine phosphatase activity; MAP kinase tyrosine/serine/threonine phosphatase activity. The transcript is spliced from 3 exons.
UUCAGCAGCCUGGCGCCGCAGAGGACUCCAGCAGCCUGCAGAGCUUCUAUUCACAACGAGCCGAGGAGGAGGACAGCGGGAAGACAUUUCCUCACAAUAAUCUGUAGUUUCACUCUGGAUUUUGUUUAUUUUGUGCAAAAACAAAAAUAAUACGGAGGCUGGAAAGCGGCUGCGCCUGGAAUCGGUGGAGUUAUUAUAUAAGAGCAGAAGGAGGCCGCUGUGACUCAUUGAUAAAUAAAUCGGACUCUUCAGGCAGAUGCAUGAAUGAGCCUAAAUACCUUUCGCGUUUAAACUGAUUUUUCUUUUCCUAAGAAGAGAUCACAUCUCACGUUUCUGUUCCUUUGAGCAUCGGCUCGGAUCGAAACCAAAUUUUACAUUUCUUCCCUGAAAACUGCGUUUUUUAACUCCUGCUUAUAAAUGCUUGACAAGCUCAAGCCCGUUGUACAGAUCGACUCGGUUAUGGCGAUCAGCAAGACGGUGAGUUGGCUCCGGGAGCAGCUGGAGAGCCGCAGGGACGGCCUGCUGGUGAUGGACUGCCGGGCCCAGGAGCUCUACGAAUCCUCGCACGUCGAGACGGCGAUCAACGUGGCCAUACCGAGCCUGAUGUUGCGGCGGCUGAAGAAGGGCAACCUGCCGGUGCGCUCCCUCCUCACCGACGGAGGAGACCGAGAGAGGUUCGUCCGCCGCUGCAAGACGGACACCAUAGUGCUGUACGAUGAGUACAGCCGGGAGUGGAACGAGAAUGUGGACGGAGGGUCGGUGCUGGGUCUGCUGCUGAGGAAAAUGAAGGACGAGGGCUAUAAGGCCUUUUACCUGGAGGGUGGCUUCAGCAAAUUCCAGGCUGAGUAUCCAGCCUUAUGUGAAACCAACCUGGAUGGAUCCUUUACCAGCAGCAGCUCCUCUCCCACCUCCACCCAGGUGCUGGGCCUGGGCGGCCUGCGCAUCAGCUCCGACUCAUCCGACAUCGAAUCGGACAUCGACCCGAGCAGCGCCACGGACUCAGACGGCAGCCCGCUGUCCAACCCGCAGCCCUCCUUCCCCGUGGAGAUCCUCCCGCACCUUUACUUGGGCUGCGCCAAAGACUCCACCAACCUGGAUGUUCUGGAGGAAUAUGGCAUCAAGUACAUCCUCAACGUGACGCCUAACCUGCCCAACCUGUUCGAGAACGCGGGGGAGUUUAAGUACAAACAGAUCCCCAUCUCGGACCACUGGAGCCAGAACCUCUCCCAGUUCUUCCCCGAGGCCAUCAGCUUCAUCGAUGAAGCUCGGGGUCAGAAGUGCGGCGUCCUGGUCCACUGCUUGGCCGGCAUCAGCCGCUCAGUCACCGUGACGGUGGCCUACCUUAUGCAGAAGCUCAACCUGUCCAUGAACGAUGCCUACGACAUUGUGAAGAUGAAGAAAUCCAACAUCUCCCCCAACUUCAACUUCAUGGGCCAGCUCCUGGACUUUGAGCGCACGCUGGGCCUGAAGAGCCCUUGUGACAACCGUUUGGCGCCUCCAAGCCAGCAGCUGUACUUCACCACCCCCACAAACCACAACGUCUUCCAGCUGGACCCCCUACAGUCUACGUGAGGUCUGCCUACAAGCGCCCCUCUAGCUCAAUUGUUUCCUCUGCUUUGAAAAAAAAGUUUCAAAAAAUCUUUUCUCCAUCAUCUGCUUUGCGGAACUGGCUCUGGAUCCUGAUGCAGCUGUUUUUUUGGGUGGGAGGGUGACAGCUGCUGAGUAGAAGUGCUAGAGCAGCCUGGUCAGUACAGCAGCUGCUGCUGUCUGAGUGAGGAUGGACAGUUAAAGCAACAGAAUCAUUAAAAAACAAAAAAAAACUCCUACUUUCUACAAUCAUAUUCCGGUUGAACUCUUGAGGUAUUUCUUUUAUUUUUCUUGUUGUAUCCAAGAAAAGCGAACAAGAGCUGUAUGUUCUGCUUCAAAGAUCCUAGGCUGGUGUGCCAAAGAGACCUGAUUGCUCAGACUGGACUGAAAACCAUUUUGUAUAUUUUGUUUUGGGGUUUAUCGCCCAGGACUUGGGGGUGCGUUGCCCUCCUUCAUCUUCUGUGAAGAAUCGCCUGUGUGGGGUAAAGCACCCCAGCUUUAGAAGGCACACAGUAUACUGGACUGAUUUUUACACUUUUCAAACAUUUAUACUGUACAUUGUGUACAUAUUUUAAUGUAAGAGAGAGUACGUACCCUUUGGAAGCAGGUACUAAAGAAUCUGUAUUUCAUAUUCUAGUUUUAUGUAAAGCUUUCCAACUGCAUACCGUUCAUUAUUCUUAAGUUGAUUAUGCCAAAAAAUCAAAAAGGCUUUCCAAGAAUUGUUCAGAAAUGUGUACAUGUGUAAUAUAUCUAUAUGUAUAUAUCCAUAUUGCUUUAUGUAUCAAUUCAGCCAACCGGCCUUUUUUUGUUUGUUUUAUUUUUGGCCUUUUUGCACUCUCCCCUCUCACAAAACAGUUGUUUGCCUUACGAACAUUCACAAGUUUUGUUUCACUUUAUCCUUCUAGGCUUUAAAUGUUUUUCUGCUUUGUAUCCAAGUCCUGAUUUAUUGUUCAGAUUUUCCUUUUAAGUUUUGGAGCAUCUUUAAUGAUAGCUUGAAUCAAACGGCCAACCGUGAGCGGUCCGGGUCUAGGUAUGGAGCUAAAUUUGGGCCAUAAAAUUUGUUUUAAAAAACUGUUUUUUUUUCUUUGUAACCAUAAAAAACUUUUUGGAAACGAAC